This is a messenger RNA of Parnassius apollo (apollo), 612 nucleotides long. The record is from the annotation of a GenBank genome assembly. NCBI's taxonomy places the organism in Eukaryota, Metazoa, Arthropoda, Insecta, Lepidoptera, Papilionidae.
AUGCCGCCAGCUAUCGCAGUCCAUAUAAGAGGCAAAUGGGAGCUUGGCUGGAUUCUUUGUGACAUUUGGAUCAGCUUGGACAUACUUCUCUGUACCGCAUCUAUCUUAUCCUUGUGUGCAAUCAGCGUGGACCGAUAUUUAGCUGUGACUCGACCAUUGACGUAUUCCAGAAGACGAAGAUCUAAGAAGCUCGCACUGACAAUGAUAUUUUGUGUGUGGCUAUCGGCUGGAGCUAUCACGUGUCCUCCAAUGUUUGGAUGGUAUGAACCAGAACAUAAUCAAGGAGGUAUGUGCCGGUAUAAUCAAAAUCCUGGCUACGUUGUUUUUUCGGCUAUGGGCUCCUUCUUUUUGCCUAUGAUUGUUAUGGUCUACGUAUACGCAAGAAUAUCUUGCGUGGUGGCAAGAAGGCAUCAGCAACUGGCUAGCACUAACUCUAAAUGUAGUAAGAAAAGAAAGCUGUCGUGUGUUAGAACCGAAUCAGAUUCGGGGUCAGAUAAGUUAACCCUUCGUCAAAGUGUAUCGAAGCAACCAUCCAGAAAUUCAACUCAGCAAAGUAUUAUGUAUAUUGAGGGAACAGCUCAUGUCCCGUACUCUGAAGAAGUACUUCAUUAA